CGUUGUUGUCUAAAUCUGGUUGAUGAGGCUCACCCUGAUCCGAACGACUACGAUCAACCCGGAACUUUUAAGUCAUCUAAUAAUUCUUGAAAACUUUUUACAAGGAUCUUCAUCCUGCUUAGCCGACGAGUUCAGAUAGUUCUCAAGAAAACCCCCCCUAUUUUCUGGGAACUCAAUCUUGUUCAUUGUGAAGGAAAAGAUAACAGCUGCAAAUGUUUGUGGCUUCAACAGCGGCGGUUCCUGCAGGACAGUAGCCCUCGACUUGUCUUUUCAAAGCAGCUAGGGAGUGGUGGAAUCAAGAGGUGCCAAAAUGCCACAGCAGAAGGACAUAGUAAAGAUAGCCAUCCAGAUGCCUGGGGCCUACCCCCAGCUUAUACAACUGGACCAGAAAAAGCCUCUGUCUGCUGUUAUAAAGGAGGUGUGUGAUGGCUGGAAUCUCCUAGGUCCUGAGAACUACGCUCUGCAAUAUGCUGACGGAGUGCAGACCUACAUCACUGAAUCAAAUCGCCUGGACAUUAAGAACGGCUGUAUCCUACGUCUGACCAAGGCACCGGGUCGCUGUGCAGAGGACUUGUUUAAGGGCAUCCAGAGCUCAGACUCAGGUGUGCGCUGCGACUCACUGAAGGAACUGGCGAGUGUUUCCACAGACAUGACCUUUGCUCAAGAGUUCAUCAGCCGAGACGGACACCUCUUGUUGGUCAAGAUAGUAGAAGAGUCUAAUGAGAGUAAUGUAAUCAUGACCCACACACUGAUAGCCUUCAUGGAAUUGAUGGAUCAUGGGAUAGUUUCUUGGGAGAACCUCUCAUCUGUCUUCAUCAAGAAGAUUGCCAGCUUUGUCAACGACAAGCCAACAGAUGCAUCAAUACAGCAGGUGUCCUUGGACAUCCUGGAGAGUAUGGUGCUGAGCAGCCACAGCCUCUUCCUGCAGGUCAAACAGGAAGUCACCUUGGAGAGGCUUAUCGCUCACCUCCAGGUGACAAAUCAGCAGAUACAGACCAAAGCCAUGGCCUUGCUUAUGGCCCUACUACAGACAGCUGGGGAUGCACACAGACAGGCUAUGUUUGACUUCCUGAAUAAGAAGAAUCUCCGUCAAUACAUUUAUAAGAACAUCAUCCAUAGUUCUGGUUCGGUCCAGGAUGAGAUGGCCCACUACCUCUAUGUCCUACAGUCAGUUACUUUGAACCACAUGGAGCCGCGCAUGAGGACACCUCUGGACUGUUACAGCCAGGAGCAGAGAGACAUGCUGCACCAUUUGCGACAAGCAGCGUUUGAGACAGACAGCGAGAACAGUCUGAGCCAUGAGAGAAGACGCUCGCUCUGCGCUAAAGAGUUCAGGAAAUUGGGGUUCUCUAACAACAGUAACCCUGGUCAAGACUUGGUGAGGACGCCUCCUGGUCUUUUAGCUUUGGACACCAUGGACUAUUUUGCUGAACGCUAUCCAGAUGCUUACAGCAGGUUUAUUCUGGAGAACAGCAGCAGGGAGGACAAACACGAGUGUCCGUUUGCCAGGAGCAGCAUACAGCUUACACUUAUUUUGUGUGAAAUUCUUCGUAUUGGAGAGCCACCCUCAGAGACAGGAUCUGACUACCACCCCAUCUUCUUUAGUCAGGAUCGGCUGUUGGAGGAGCUUUUUUGUGUCUGCAUUCAGCUAGUCAACAAGACCUGGAAGGAGAUGAGGGCCACACAGGAGGACUUUGACAAGGUGAUGCAGGUGGUGAGGGAGCAGAUCACCAGGACGUUGUCCAGUAAACCAACCUCCCUAGAGCUCUUCAAGAACAAAGUUAACGCACUCAACUACAGCGAGAUCCUCAAACUGCGGCAGACAGAGCGGCUGCACCAGGAAGAGACUCUCGCUCCACCCGUACUUGAGCUCAAAGAGCGCCUGAAGCCAGAGCUACUGGAGUUGAUCCGCCAGCAGAGACUCAACAGGCUGUGUCAGGGAACAAUGUUCAGGAAGAUCAGCAGCCGGCGCAGACAGGAUAAACUGUGGUACUGCCGCCUGUCGCCCAAUCACAAGAUGCUUCACUAUGGCGAUGUUGAGGAAGACACAGAAAAUCCACCAAUUGAAACACUGCAAGAAAAGAUUCCAGUAGCAGAUAUCAAAGGUUUGCUGCUAGGAAAGGACUGUCCUCACAUGAAAGAGAACAAAGGCAAACAGAACAAGGAGGUGCUGGACCUGGCAUUCAGCAUCACAUAUGAUGUAGAGGAGUACAGCUUGAACUUCAUUGCUCCCUCCAGAACUGAUUUCUGCCUGUGGACCGAUGGACUGAGUGUCCUCCUUGGCCGGGAAAUGAGUAGUGAAUCCAUGCGCAGCGAGCUGGAGAUCCUCCUCUCUAUGGAGAUCAAGCUCCGCCUCCUGGACCUCGAGAACGUCCCAAUCCCCGACAGUGCACCGGUUGUCCCCAAACCUCCGAGCAACUACAACUUCUGCUACGACUUCAGCCAGACCGAGCAGUAAAGGGUGCGCAGGCUGGAGUGCUACUAAGAGGCAUGAAUGUGUAAGUGCAUGUUUGUGUGGAUGUGGUGAGAUCUGACCUGUGUAUCCACGUACUCAUUCCUGUAACACGGAUUUAUAACUCGCCUGUGGCCUGGUCAGCGACAUGCAAGUGAAACCAAGACCAGGAGAAAUCAAGCGGAAAGACUCGCAUGUCUCUUAAACUACAGUUGCGACUGCGGCUAAGAAUCACUACCUGAUGACUAAUCGGCUGGCCUAAUGCUGCAGAUCAUCACUCCGUGUGGGGUGGAAAUGUCUCGCUGAUCUUGGUUAGUUAAUGUCCAGCUGGCCUCCCUCCUGCACUGCACCUUUUCAGCUGUCUGGAAACUACAGCAACUGAGAUGCGUGACAAUGUUACACAAAUACUAGACCACUCACGUUAUGGUACUUUAAGUUUUGUCUUGUUUUUUAAUCACUUUUAUAUUUUUAAAUAUAUGUAAACCUACAAGGAAUAUUCCUGCAUGGGGCUGCUUGUGCAAAUUUCUAUAAUUUUUUUUUUGUUUUUUCUCCAUGGGCAUUAUGUAGAACAAAACCCUUCCAACACUUGACCGAAUGUUUUCAGUGUAUGGAUCUUACUAUGGAGCAGAAAUGCUCCAAGCUCGGUAUGACUUGUUCUUAGCAUUAAGAUCGGCAUUAGGUACCAAGCUGACCUUUUCCCCCUUUUUGUUACGCAUAACAAUAGCCUGUUGUACAUUUGCACCAAUCAAAAA
Monopterus albus (swamp eel) is the source of this 3204-nucleotide messenger RNA. It is a transcript of the gene elmo3, whose product is annotated as engulfment and cell motility 3. The transcript is spliced from 21 exons. The coding region runs from base 311 to 2458 and encodes 715 amino acids. The record is from RefSeq and is a predicted model, not a curated record. NCBI's taxonomy places the organism in Eukaryota, Metazoa, Chordata, Actinopteri, Synbranchiformes, Synbranchidae. Gene Ontology annotation, biological process: cell motility; actin filament organization.